This is a messenger RNA of Ascochyta rabiei, 765 nucleotides long. RefSeq lists its product as uncharacterized. NCBI's taxonomy places the organism in Eukaryota, Fungi, Ascomycota, Dothideomycetes, Pleosporales, Didymellaceae. Gene Ontology annotation, molecular function: 5'-deoxynucleotidase activity. The transcript has 2 exons. The record is from RefSeq and is a predicted model, not a curated record. The coding region runs from base 1 to 765 and encodes 254 amino acids. Gene Ontology annotation, cellular component: cytoplasm.
AUGGCGGUCGACGAAAGCAGCCAGACCAAUGGCGUCGCCGAGCCCACCGCGGGGCAGCUGGGCGCGCACCAAGUCAAGCAGACCCGCUGGACGGUCCAGAGCGUCCUCGCAGACAUCGAACACGGCUACCCCGAGAGCACCGACUCGCCCGUCCCCUUCUUCCACCUGCUCGAGCGCCUCAAGACCACCAAGCGCGCAGGCUGGCGCCGCUUCGGCAUCGACGGCUGUGAGAGCAUCUCGGACCACAUGUACCGCAUGAGCAUCCUCACCAUGAUGGCUCCGCAGUCGAUCAGCGCCAAGCUGGACAUGCUGAGGUGCUGUCGCAUGGCCCUGAUCCACGACAUGGCCGAGUCGCUCGUCGGCGACAUCACCCCCGUCGACCCCGUGUCCAAGGAGGAGAAGAGCCGUCGCGAGUCAGAGACGAUGGACUACAUCUGCACCAACCUGCUCGGCAAGUUCAACGGCGGCCUCAACGGCCAGGACGUGCGCCAGAUCUGGCAGGAGUACGAGGACAGCGAGACAGCAGAGAGCCUGUUCGUGCACGACAUCGACAAGAUGGAGCUGCUGCUGCAGAUGCUCGAGUACGAGCGGAGCCAAAAGUGCGAGACGGAUCUGGGCGAGUUCACGUGGGUCUCGCAGAAGAUCCAGAGCCCAGAGAUCCAGGCCUGGGCUGCCGCCGUCUUCCGCGAGAGGCAGGCGCUGUGGAAGAAGGCCGGCAAGACGUGCAGCUGGCGCGCCGACACGGAGCCCAAGGACGCGGCGUAG